Molecule: messenger RNA, 1111 nt
Organism: Trichoplusia ni (cabbage looper)
Lineage: Eukaryota; Metazoa; Arthropoda; Insecta; Lepidoptera; Noctuidae
Exons: 2
Coding region: 19-1047 (342 amino acids)
Source: RefSeq, a predicted model, not a curated record
UCAAAGAAAAACGUACUUAUGGUCGAAAAAAGAAUUAAUCGCCUCAAAUACAAAGCUUUCUAUGCAAUAUUGCAAGAAGAAAACGAAAAUCUUCAAACCAUAUCCUUCGAUUGCCAGAAGAACCAGGCGAUGCCCAAAGUACCGGAUCAAUCUGCCUACUACAGUAGACAGAUCAACUUUUACCACUUCGCCAUUGUUGUGGGAAAUUCAAAGGCUAAACUGAAUAAAAAUAACAUUCAUUCCUACUAUUGGGAUGAAAGUUCACACUGCAAAGGUAGUAAUGAGAUAAUUAGCGCAGUUUACGAUUUCCUGAAAAAUUUUGAAUUUGGAGAUACAAUAAAAAUUUUACGAAUAGUGUCUGACGGUUGCGCCGGACAAAAUAAAAAUACAGGUAUGAUAGCGAUGCUCGGUAAAUGGUUGUACACAGAAGCCCCAACAAAUAUCAAGAAAAUAGAGCUGAUCUUCCCUGUUGUAGGUCACUCCUUUAUACCUCCAGACAGGCUGUUUGCCAGAAUUGAGAAAACACUGAAAACAAAGGAAGUGAUAAUCUCUCCAUCCGAAUAUGCAGCUGUUUUAAAACAAAAUGGUAUGUGCAAAGAUCUAGCAUCAAUUCCUGUAUUUGAUUGGAAAAAAAGUUACGAGUCCAUCAUUAAACCUACCACGUCUUGGCAUUUUCAGUUUAUGAAAACAAAAAGAUUUUUUAUUACAAGAACGAAAACAGAAAACAUUUUAGUACAGGGUGAAGAGACGUACAGAAACGAAAUACGCCAAAAAAAGACUAUCACAAAAAACAAUAAAAAUAUCACCAUGAUAUCUCCUCAAAUAAUCCAGCCAAAUCGUGUUUACAUAAAACAAGCUAAAAUUCAAGACGUCGACAGACUUCUUAAAAAACACUAUGGAAAUGAUUGGAGAAACUUGGAAGAAUUGAUUUUUUUUAAAUCUUUAAUCGAGAGAAUGAGUACCGCUGAAACGAGAGACUUUAUAAGAUUGUCGGAAGAGACUGAUUUGUGUGAAGCAGGAUUUACGGAUAAUAUUUGUCAUGUUUGAAUUUUUUAUCCCCCUCUCUCUCUUUCAUUUUUAUUAUAUUUUUAAUAAAUACGUAAAUUAAAUU